Trachymyrmex septentrionalis is the source of this 764-nucleotide messenger RNA. RefSeq lists its product as uncharacterized. NCBI's taxonomy places the organism in Eukaryota, Metazoa, Arthropoda, Insecta, Hymenoptera, Formicidae. The coding region runs from base 188 to 505 and encodes 105 amino acids. The record is from RefSeq and is a predicted model, not a curated record. The transcript has 2 exons.
UAGCUCGCGACUAUUGAUAAUCGAACUCGAAAAAUUCAAGCGGAAAGGUCAACGAGACCUUUCGUUGAAAUUGUUUGUAGAACGGUGCGCUUGAUAGGUAAUAUUUCGAAAGAAGAGCAUCCUUUAUAAAGUUAACUAUGUUUAUCUCGCUGUACGAAAAGAUCGCGUGCCGUGUUAACAUUUAACGAUGCGUCGUCUUAUAGCUCGCUCGCCGAAAGGACGUUGUCCUUUGGAAGUCAUUAAGGAAAAUGAAGAAAAAAUUCCACACCUGCGGGAAGAGACGAAAGGAGAAGAAGGACCCGGGCAUUGGUAUGCAAAGGUAGACGCACUCUCAAGAGGACUCGUUACGCAUUCGUUACUCGAAAGUGUUUCGCGAGUGGGUCCUGUAUUGGAGGCUGCGAGAGCGCGGCUUGCGCCGUAUGUAGGAGGCUUCAUCGUUCUCCAGGGAAGGCUCAUCGUCCUUUUUAUUAUCCUUCAGAUAAGAGAUUCGGUGUUUCGGCAAUAAGGAAGAAUCCGGUCGAUGCGAACAAAAAAAGAAAAGGGAGAGAACGACUCUGCCCGACGUAAUCCCGGAAUCUGUCGAGUUUUCGGUUCCCCCUGCCUUCGAAUUUCGCGUUGUAAUCUUGAAUCACCCAGGAUGACCUCGCCAUUGCAUUCUUUAACGUGUCCUCGGGUGACGUGUCGUCGGCAAAAUCUGCGAUACUUAAGGACACGCGUAAUCUUGCAUACAUAAUAUCGGGACUUUUUGCAGAUGAGGAAAAAGA